AAUUUAACUUUCCUGGCUGAGCAGGCACAGGCACCGCAUUCUUGCGCCUGAUUGGUUACAGCUUCAGUGUUUGGAAAUUUGCAUAUAGCAGGCUUUUGCACACACACAAGCCCUGCACUGACAGGUGUGUAAAGAAUCCAGCAGAGAACAGGACUGCCGGGUACACAGGAGUGCCCCGGUUAAAAUGGCAAAAUCUGAAAAAGAACAAGUCUUUUCCAGUACACGUGAAUGUGAAACUUCCCGUCAGCUUUGGGGCCCUGAAGUCACCGCAAACCAGAUCUUUUAUGCCAAACCACAUAAUGACAAAGUCACACCGAGCUGUUGCACAGAUGUCGAAUAUCUCUGCCAGAGGCAACACAGAGGUGGACAAGCGAGGGCGGGCUGGCCGACCCGAGAGCUGCUGCACCGAACACAACCAGAGGAUUUCCAUCACCACAGAGACCUGAGAGGAGGAUGCAGCUGCUGGGACUGUGGACUCAACCAGUGUGGAAGAGCAGAGCCUGCAAACAGAGACACAACUGGAGAGGAGUAUGAAUACAGUGCUCAUCUUCAGAGUGAUGAAGAGCUUGAGCCUCCACUGCCGCUGAGAUCUGACGAUGAAUGGCAACAUCACAGUCUUCGUCCUCACCACUAUGUGCACAGUAACUAUGGCCUACAUAUGGAUGUCAGGUGUCAGUCUGCAGGAGCAGGACAUUACAACCCCGGCCUGGUCAACAGAUACUGGUCUCAGCCUCAGCCUCAGCCUCAUCAGAGCGUGAACAGAAGAGCCUGCGAUGAUGACCAAACGUGGUUUCACGGCGGCUGCGUGAGUGACAGCACGGCUCAGGCAAACGUCUCUGUGAACGUGCCUCACUUGUCCUUCCCCCCCGUGGAAGGCGUCUCACAGUUGGGUGUGAUGAGCCUGAGCUCAGGGGGAGCCGUGGCAGCUGUUCCACGCUCACAUGGGUCGAGGAGAAGUGUCGAUCUGCCCGAUGAAUGCCGAAACGUCUUUAUCACUUACUCGUCGGACGUGUGCUCGGAGAUUCUGCCUUUCGUCGACUUCCUCACAGAACAGGGUUUUCGUCCGGCUAUUGACAUAUUUGGAGACUCUAUUGGACGCAUGGACAUCAAGUGGAAGGACAGUCACUUAACUGAUCCAUCCAACUUAAUAAUCAUCGCCAUCAGUCCGAAGUAUAAAGCGGACAUCGAAGGACUGGAAGUGGACAGCCAUGGUCUGCACACUAAAUAUAUUCACUUCAUGAUGCAGAAUGAAUUCAUCCAGCAGGGCAGCCUGAAUUUCAGAUUCAUACCAGUUCUCUUCCUCAACGCUUCCCAGAAGCAUGUCCCGAGCUGGCUCCAGAACACGCACGUGUACCGCUGGCCGCACAACGCCGAGGAUCUGUUACUGCGGCUGCUGAGAGAGGAGCGAUACGCUCCUCCUCUUGUGCCGAAGGAGCCGCCUCUGAGCAUCAGGCCUGUGACCCCGAGUGCUGCAGCGACGCGGUGAUCGUGCGUUCACGCGUGUUUUCGAAUACGUGCAGCUUACCAGUGAAGUCGUAUCUGAUUGUCGUUGUGCGUGUGUUUAAAUGGCUCAAUAAAGAUGAAAGAUUCUC
Molecule: messenger RNA, 1592 nt
Organism: Solea solea (common sole)
Lineage: Eukaryota; Metazoa; Chordata; Actinopteri; Pleuronectiformes; Soleidae
Product: E3 ubiquitin ligase TRAF3IP2-like
Exons: 10
Coding region: 185-1486 (433 amino acids)
Biological process (GO): positive regulation of canonical NF-kappaB signal transduction; humoral immune response
Source: RefSeq, a predicted model, not a curated record